This is a messenger RNA of Cylindrotheca closterium, 537 nucleotides long. The record is from the annotation of a GenBank genome assembly. Lineage: Eukaryota; Bacillariophyta; Bacillariophyceae; Bacillariales; Bacillariaceae.
AUGGACGACUACAACACAACAGAGCAAAGACGGGGAAGCAUGUUUGGUGGAGCACGACGUGGGAGUUUCUUUGGUGGCUGGGCUGUGGACGAUGGAGAAAAGUCACCUGAAGCCACAGCACAUCGACGAGCAAGUCUACAAGACAGAUACCGCGGCAUGGAGCAUGCCACUCAGCGACGGGGGUCUCUCUUUGUGAACCAUCACCAUCAUCAUUCUUCUGAAAAUCAUCCCACUGAGAAACAAGGUCGACGCUCAAGCUUCUUUGGCAACCUCCACCACCAUGAAACCUCAGAGGAAGAAAAAGUAGACGAUGGCCAUCAUCAUCGACGAUCUUCGAUCAGUUUCUUUUCUCACCACAAUCACAAUCGCCGUGGAUCGGUUGGACCAAUGGCCACGCUAUCAUCUGUAACAGCCAAAUCGCGACGAGGGUCCAUGGGCUUUUUCAGCGGACUGAACAAAAUCCAUGCCAUAGAACAACCGAAUAACGAAGAUUUGGCAUACCAAGUCAUGGCUGCGUUUGCUGACUUUGAUGUAUGA